AUGUUACUUAAAAAUAUAAACAUUUUGCCAGCAAAGAUAUUGAUCAGGAGUUAUGCGUAAGUUAAUAUUGUUGCUUUUUUACGUUUUUAGGGCCGAAAAUAGAAUGAACACUAGAUAUAUCACAGAUGGACGCGAUAUGUUUAAGUUGGCUAAUAGAAUACUGCAUAGGCAGAUGAGUGGACGAGCUGUUUUGAGAGUAACGAGGAAGUUUGUGGGAGGUCGUGGGUACGAGAAGAAGUUUCACUUUAUUUUACUGCAAACUUUGUUGAUGAAUACGGAAGUAUCUUGUUCUUAUCGUUUUGACUUGUUCAAAGUGUUGGUGGAUAAUGUGGACUUGGAGAGAGAACGAUCACAUUUGAUAAUGCCGUUUAUUGCCAGGUAUUUUUUGUUUUAGUUUAUCUUAUAGUAGGUAAACUAGGUUUUUUGAAAAUUAUGGGCUUUAAAGUGUUGUUAAAGCAUGUUGUCGUUUAUAUUUCAAUAGAGUAAUGUUUUUUUGUACAUUUUACUUUUAGUGGCACUUCAUUUGAAAAGCUUUCAAUAUUGUUCAGAGCCAAGCUGAUGGGAUACAAAGAUCUUGUUCAAGAUAACCUUGAAUUUCUGGCUAAACAUAUUGUUUUACCUGAAUUAGGUAGCCUUUAUGUUUUGUCUUUGUAUUUAAGUUUUUUUUCAUUUAUUUAAAUUAAAUUAUGUUUAACAAUCAAAAUAUAUAGCUAACAAUAUGUUAUAGUAGACUACUUGUUAAUAAUAGAUAAUACCUUAUUUUUAAUAUUUUUAAAUUUGUACUUAUGUAUUCGUAGAAAUGAUUUAAUUAUGAGUUUUUUUAAUUUCAGAACAUCGUCUAUACAAUGAUUUGAAAGAUACGGACAUUGGAAGGUUAGACAAAUUGUUUGACCGUUUGAAAAGUUUUGGUAUUCGAGAAGUUGAGAUUCUCGAUUUAUUUAAAACUAUUCAUCGUUUUUCACAACGAGAAACGAUAUAUGUUUCUUCUGUCAAUUUGACACGGUAGGUAUAGCUCAGUCUGUAUACUACAAUAUCAUGGUUAAUAUAUUUUUAAUGUUUGAUGCUGUAUUUUAAAAUACUGUCAAAUCUAUACAAAGUAAAAGAUUUUUUUACUAAUAUUGGGUAAUAUUCAAUUUCAGAUGGAUAGAAAUCAAAAGCCGGACAGUGACAUUAGAUGAUGAAUAUUGUAAAGGUAUUGUGAUACCUCUGACCAACCAACGACUACGAGGUUUGAUAGCAGCUGAUAACGUGCAAAAAUUGCAUGUUGAAUUGAUAAAGAAUGGAGGAUUUCCGAAGGAUACAGACUUUUCAAAGGUAGUUGAUGAGAUCAUUGUGUUAUACUUGGAACAGGCCAACUUUGGGUAUCUUCAUAAGCUUCUGCACAUGUUGUAAGGCUUUUAUUUACUGUAGUAGAGUAUUAUUUAUGAAAUUGUAAGAUUUUUUAACAAGUUAAUGAGGUUUAAAAUCGAGUUUAAUUUGAAAAAGUCGUCUAACUGGCAAUAAUAUUAUAGAAGGUAGAAAUUUUAACGCAUAAUACGUGUAAUUUCAAAGCCACAAAGUUGAUUGUUUCAGAAGCCAAGCAACAGAACCAGAAGCAUAUAACGAUGUAGAAGAAUCAUCUAAAAACCCUCACAAUUUCGUGGAAAACUUUCAUUUACUUCACAUUUUACAUCGAAAAUUCAUAGAAAUUGGUUACAGUGGAGACUUAAGUGUUUUAGAUGAGUAUGCCAAAGAGUUAAGGCUGCUUUUUCCAAGAGGUAAGGUCAAUAUGUUGUAUUUUAAUUUGUCAUAGCCAGGCUAGGGAUGGAGAGUGGUGGUUUAGAUUUGUUACGUAAAAACUGUAGUAUUCUUUUCAAAUUUGGUCUUCAUUAUUAUAUAUAGAGAUUAAUAAUAUAUGUGUAUGCUGUAAGCUUUGUAUUUCAGCCACAGCAGAUCCUUCAACUUUAUACCAAACUGUUGGAGCCUACCGUACUCUCUUCAAAGCUUUGCUACAUGAAAAAACAUUGACGAAGGAACUGUUGGACAAGGUGAUAAACUUCUUUGAUGGUUUAGUCAGACAAAGUUACCUAAACUUACAUACGAAUGAAACUAUCAGUCCGUAUAUUGUGAGGCGUGUACUUAAUAUGUGAGUUUAUCUUAUACCACUUAUCUCGCUUUUCUUUCAGCGAAUUAUAAUUAUGAUAAUAUAAUUGAAGCUUUAGUAUAAUAUAAGAUACAAGUUUGUGAUCAACUGGUCUUUUAUAUACUUUUUGACUUUAUAGUACGCAUGAAUGAUAUAUACUAUAAUUUUACUACAACUUUAGCCUUGGCUGGAACACGGCAGUAGAAACCUGGCUGAAACUGCAAGAAAAGUACCAUCUCUCGAAUGGAAUGCUCGAACUCUUGAUCGACGUCCUGACUCGACAACCGGUCGAUUGUCAUCGCAAGAACUUUAUCCUCCAGAAGGCGAGGUCAGAUCUGUCAGAGUCGAGAGUGAACGCCUUUUUGGCCAUUGCCUACGUCCAGCUUCAGAAGUACGACGAAGCCGAAGCCGUGCUAAGCGAAAACAAACUGAAUCCAAUGGAUUUGGCACAACUUUUCAGGCUUAACAAUUCAAUCCAAACGGCCAAAAUGGGGCAUGAGGCUGAUGUUACCUACGAGUUUCUGAAGAUUUGUCUAAAUUCGACCAAUUUGAAAAACGACCAGAAUGCGCUCAAGGUUUGUCAUGCUGAUUGGAUUAGGAUGUGCAGUAAGUUUUGAAGGUUUAUAUAAUUUUGAGAUUUUUAUGUCAAAUAAAUGAUCGGGCAGGGCUUUUGUUGACAGGGGUAUCACGGUAUACCACGUUUAAUUUUUUUUAAAAAAAAAGUUUUGAAAAAGGGUCAGUAAAAGUUAUUUACCUAUUGUACCAUACUGAUUGAAAGAUUAAAACGGGUAAACAUACACACACUGUAGUUACUGAUAACAUGGUAUUUCAGCUCGAAACGACCUUGGAGUUCACGCUAUGAGGAUAAAGGAACUACUAGAUGACUAUGGAGUCAAGCUGGAUGAUGAAUUUUUGAAUCGGGUCAAGACACUGGCUAGGAAACAUAAUCAGCUGGUCGAGUAGGUUGUUUUUACAGUAUAUAUAAUAUCUUGUAUGUUUACAACUUGGGGUGCUGUGGCAGCUGUGUUAUACAGUAAAUCAUUACUUUUUGAGUAAACGUUUCUCACUACAAUAGUGGCCAUAAAAACGAGACUUUUUACAUUAUAUUGUGUUAGUUGUUCCUAAAUUGAAAGAAAUAGCGUUUGAUUUAAAUAAAUAUUGUAGUAAGUGGAUCCUGGACCCGAAGACGAACUUACUGAACAGUAAAUUACUUGAUGGCUCAAAAGUAAUUGAACACAUCAAUGAAUUCAAAAAACGAACGGAAGAAGUUCAUCCAGAAGUGGAAUUAAACACGGUGAUGACAUAA
This is a messenger RNA of Bursaphelenchus okinawaensis, 3428 nucleotides long. NCBI's taxonomy places the organism in Eukaryota, Metazoa, Nematoda, Chromadorea, Rhabditida, Aphelenchoididae. The record is from the annotation of a GenBank genome assembly.